This is a messenger RNA of Histoplasma mississippiense, 1848 nucleotides long. RefSeq lists its product with no specific name. The transcript has a single exon. The record is from RefSeq and is a predicted model, not a curated record. Lineage: Eukaryota; Fungi; Ascomycota; Eurotiomycetes; Onygenales; Ajellomycetaceae. The coding region runs from base 1 to 1848 and encodes 615 amino acids. Gene Ontology annotation, molecular function: oxidoreductase activity, acting on the CH-CH group of donors.
AUGGAAGCGUCCAGCGCAACAAAGGGUUUCUUCCAAACCCCUCCAACCAUCCCCCCUCAGUAUGUUGAAGAUGCUGCCUUUCGCCGGAUCAUCUCCUUGUACCUUCCAUCCCCUAUACCCUCCAGCAUAGAUGAAGACCUUUCUCGAUUUUCUCGUCUUGUGCUGUCGAGAUCUCAUAUGGCCUAUGCAGCAGACGCCGAGAAGAACCAGCCGUACCUUCGGCCGCUCUCUACGUUUGGCACGGAGAAUAAACAGGACCCCCUGGUCACAAGUGAAGGGUGGCGCAAACUACAGGAUAGAGGAAUUGUGGAGGGAAUGGUGGGAAUAGCAUAUGCCAAUGCUCGAGGCUCGCCGUGGAAUAACCGAGCAUAUCAAUUCAUCAAACUCCAUCUUUGGACUUCCAGUGCCGCUCUGGUUACAUGCCCGGGUGCUAUGACCGAUGGUGCUGCCAAAUUGCUUGGGCGGCAUCUGAAUGGUGCGAAUGGGUCUAUAUUUACAGAAGCUAGAAAUAGACUAAUUAGUCGAAAUCCCAGUGUUGCAUGGACCAGCGGCCAAUGGAUGACAGAACGGAAGGGAGGGAGCGAUGUUCGUGGGACUGAGACGGUGGCUAGGAAACUUUCUACAGAAGAACAAAACGCGAGUAAAGGGGUUGAUGAACUUGGAUGUCCCCUUGGACCAUGGCAGCUCGACGGUUUCAAGUGGUUUUCAUCCGCCACCGACGCUAAUAUGACGAUUAUGCUUGCCAGAACAGGACCAGAUGGCCAGAUUAGCGCUUUCUAUGCCCCCUUGCGCAGAAGAGUUGUGGGGGGAGCUGAAGACGAGACGGAACUCAACGGUGUGAGAAUUCAGCGAUUGAAGAAUAAGCUCGGCACAAAAGCCCUCCCAACCGCAGAACUAGAACUGAAAGGAAUGAGAGGAUAUUUGAUAGGUAAGGAAGGCGAUGGCGUCAGGGAAAUUUCAACCAUUCUCAAUAUCACCAGAGUUCAUAAUAUGAGUGGAGCUGUGGGUGGCUGGGGGAGAGGGUUGGCAAUCUCCAGAGCAUAUGCGAAGGUGAGGAUUGCGGGCGGCAGACUCCUCACCGAACUACCCGCACACGUGAGAGCGCUUGCUCGGGAGCAUGUGAUGUAUCGGGGCCUGCUCCAUCUUGCCCAUUUCGUGGCCUCAUUGUUGGGUAUCUCUGAAGGGCAAGACAGCCGUCUCACGCAAGCAACGCAGGCUUCUAUCCUCCCAACCAACGCUGAGCAGUCCAGUGCUUUGCUCCGUCUCCUUACCCCCAUGGGCAAAGCUCAAACAGCGCUUAGAUCUAUCAAUGGAGUUCGUGCGUGCAUGGAGAAUCUAGGUGGAGUCGGUUAUCUUGAGAAUGAGGAUCCUGUGUUCAACGUUGCGAGGAUUUUCCGUGACGUAUGUGUUCUCAGCAUAUGGGAAGGGACUACCGAUAUCAUGGCGGACGACCUGGUUCGUGUGAUGAAAUCUCGACAAGGCCCGGCGACCUUGGCGGCUGUGGGACUAUGGGUCGCGAGCGGUUUGGUGAUUGCGCGCAAGAAUUCAUUCAAGGAAGAAGCUAACAAAAUACAGAGAAUUUGGGAGCAGUGGCAGAAAUCCACCGAAACCAAAGAUAAAGAACAAUUGAGGUGGGAAGGACGGGAUCUCCUUGUCGGGCUCGAAAGCGUAGUUUGCGGGCUAUUGCUGAUUUUGGAUGCGGCGCGAGAUAACGACCCUAUCGCGAGAGAAAUUGCAAGACGCUUUGUAUUGAAAGAACGGGUCACAUAUAGUUCGUGGGAAGUUGAAGCUGCCUGGGAUAAACGGAUUGUUUUCGGUGAUGAUGCCGCAGCAAUUGCGAAGCUUUGA